This is a messenger RNA of Aspergillus sclerotioniger CBS 115572, 1161 nucleotides long. RefSeq names its product cytochrome b5 reductase family protein. Bases 53 to 1030 code for a protein of 325 amino acids. The transcript has 4 exons. Lineage: Eukaryota; Fungi; Ascomycota; Eurotiomycetes; Eurotiales; Aspergillaceae. The record is from RefSeq and is a predicted model, not a curated record. Gene Ontology annotation, biological process: ergosterol biosynthetic process. Gene Ontology annotation, molecular function: cytochrome-b5 reductase activity, acting on NAD(P)H.
CCCCCAAUCCACCAUCCAUUGAGCCCGCAUUGGUGUUUGUCACUCACUGAAAAUGUUUGCUCGUCAAGCCCUCCGCUGCGCUCAGCCCCUUAAGCAGGGCUUCCGCAAAUAUUCCACGGAAGCGCCCAAGGCCAAGUCCUCCCUGCUUCCCAUCUACGCCGCCGUCGGUGCCGCCGGUCUCGGUGUCGGUUUGUACCGCUACAACUCGGCCACCACUGCGGCCACCGCUGAGGCCCCCGUGGUCGACCGUCCUAAGGUCUUCAAGGGUGGUGACCAAGGAUGGUUUGACCUCAAGCUGUCGGAGAUUGAGGUCCUGAACCACAACACCAAGCGUCUGCGUUUCGAGUUCGAGGACAAGGAAGCUGUCUCUGGUCUUCAGGUUGCCUCUGCGCUCUUGACCAAGUUUAAGCCCGUCGAUGCUAAGGUUGUCAUUCGCCCUUACACUCCCACUAGCGAUGAGGAAACUCCCGGCUACAUCGACCUCGUCGUCAAGGUCUACCCCAACGGACCCAUGUCCGAGCACCUGCACAGCAUGAACGUCGGCCAGCGCCUGGCUUUCAAGGGCCCUAUCCUCAAGUACGCCUGGGAGCCCAACAAGCACAACCACAUCUGCCUGAUCGCUGGUGGUACCGGUAUCACCCCCAUGUACCAGCUUGCACGUGAGAUCUUCAAGAACCCCGACGACAAGACCAAGGUCACCCUUGUCUUCGGUAACGUGAGCGAGGAGGACAUCCUCCUGAAGAAGGAAUUCGAGGAGCUUGAGAACACCUACCCCCGCCGCUUCCGUGCUUUCUACGUCCUGGACAACCCUCCCAAGGAGUGGACCGGCGGCAAGGGCUACAUCAGCAAGGAGCUCCUGAAGACCGUCCUGCCCGAGCCCAAGGAGGAGAACAUCAAGCUCUUCGUUUGCGGACCUCCCGGCUUGUACAAGGCCAUCAGUGGAACCAAGGUCAGCCCCUCGGACCAGGGCGAGCUGUCCGGUAUCCUGAAGGAGCUGGGCUACACCAAGGAGCAGGUUUUCAAGUUCUAGACGAGGUGCACAUGAAGACUGCAGUGUAAUUUUUGAAUUGAACCCUGUUAUAUUAGAACGGUUUGAGCGUGUUGAGCUCUUUGGUGGGAAUAUAUACCUUGUCUGCUUCAGGGUUGUGGGAAUCCUUCCGU